Molecule: messenger RNA, 3606 nt
Organism: Canis lupus familiaris (dog)
Lineage: Eukaryota; Metazoa; Chordata; Mammalia; Carnivora; Canidae
Gene: KIF19
Product: kinesin family member 19
Exons: 20
Coding region: 115-3117 (1000 amino acids)
Biological process (GO): microtubule-based movement
Molecular function (GO): microtubule binding; ATP binding; microtubule motor activity
Source: RefSeq, a predicted model, not a curated record
UUGUUGGUUUCGGGUUGUCAGGCAGCGGCGGUGCAGCCGGGCUGCCAGGGACCCGCGGCGGGCGGCUCGGCCAUGCCCGCUGUCGCCGCCUGAGCCCCUCCACCCGCCGCAAGCAUGAAGGACAGCGGGGACUCCAAGGACCAGCAGCUCAUGGUGGCACUCCGGGUCCGGCCCAUCAGCGUGGCAGAGCUGGAGGAAGGAGCCACGCUCAUCGCCCAUAAAGUGGACGAGCAGAUGGUGGUUCUCAUGGACCCGAUGGAGGACCCUGACGACAUCCUGCGGGCACACCGUUCCCGGGAGAAGUCCUACCUGUUUGACGUGGCCUUUGACUUCACUGCCACCCAGGAGAUGGUGUAUCAGGCCACUACCAAGAGCCUCAUCGACGGCGUCAUCUCAGGCUACAAUGCCACUGUCUUUGCUUAUGGCCCCACAGGCUGUGGGAAAACCUACACCAUGCUGGGCACAGACCACGAGCCUGGCAUCUACGUUCGGACCCUCAAUGACCUCUUCCGUGCCAUUGAGGAGACCAGCAACGACAUGGAGUAUGAGGUGUCCAUGUCCUACCUGGAGAUCUACAAUGAGAUGAUCCGGGACCUGCUGAACCCCGCCCUGGGGUACCUAGAGCUGAGAGAGGACUCCAAAGGGGUGAUCCAGGUGGCUGGGAUCACCGAGGUCUCCACUAUCAAUGCCAAAGAGAUCAUGCAGCUGCUCAUGAAGGGGAACCGGCAAAGGACCCAGGAGCCCACGGCUGCCAACCAGACGUCCUCUCGCUCCCACGCCGUGCUCCAGGUGGCUGUGCGCCAGCGCAGCCGGGUCAAGAACGUUCUGCAGGAGGUGCGGCAGGGCCGCCUGUUCAUGAUUGACCUGGCGGGCUCUGAACGUGCCUCCCAGACGCAGAACCGCGGGCAGCGCAUGAAGGAGGGCGCCCACAUCAACCGCUCGCUGCUGGCGCUGGGCAACUGCAUCAACGCGCUCAGCGACAAGAGCAGCAACAAGUACAUCAACUAUCGGGACAGCAAGCUCACCCGGCUCCUGAAGGAUUCCCUGGGCGGGAACAGCCGCACCGUGAUGAUCGCACACAUCAGCCCCGCCAGCAGCGCCUUCGAGGAGUCCCGGAACACCCUGACCUACGCCGGCCGGGCCAAGAACAUCAAGACCAGGGUGAAGCAGAACCUGCUCAACGUCUCCUACCACAUCGCCCAGUACACCAGCAUCAUCUCGGACCUUCGGGGCGAGAUCCAGAGGCUCAAAUGCAAGAUCGAUGAGCAGGGUGGGCGGGGUCCGGCCCAGGGCCGGCUGGAGCGGGGUGACAUUCGCCACAUCCAAGCCGAGGUCCAACUGCACAGUGCGCAGGGUGAGCAGGCCGAGAUGGGACAGCUGCGGGAGCAACUUAUCAGCGCUUUCCAGGAGCAGAUGGACGUGCGGAGACGCCUGCUGGAGCUGGAGAAUCACGCCAUGGAGGUCCAGAUUGACACCUCCCGCCACCUGCUCACCAUUGCUGGCUGGGAGCACGAGAAGUCCCGCAGGGCGCUCAAAUGGCGGGAGGAGCAGCGGAAGGAAUCCUACACCAAGGAUGACAGCGAGAAGGACUCGGACACGGGUGAUGACCAGCCAGACACCCUGGAGCCCCCAGAGGUGGCCUCGGCCCGGGAGAGCAUUGCCGCCCUGGUGGGGGAGCAGAAGAAGCUGAGGAAGCAGAAGCUGGCGCUGGAGCAGCGCUGCCGGGAGCUGCGCGCGCGGGGCCGGCGCCUGGAGGAGACGCUGCCACGGCGCAUCGGCUCGGAGGAGCAGCGCCAGGUGCUCAGCCUGCUGUGCCGCGUGCACGAGCUCGAGGUGGAGAACACGGAGAUGCAGUCGCACGCGCUGCUCCGGGACGGCGCGCUCCGCCACCGCCGCGAGGCCGUGCGCCGCCUGGAGCAGCACCGCAGCCUCUGCGACGAGAUCAUCCAAGGCCAGCGCCAGGUCAUCGACGACUACAACCUGGCCGUCCCGCAGCACCUGGAGGAGCUGUAUGAAGUGUACCUGCGGGAGCUGGAGGAGGGCAGCCUGGAGCGGGCCACCAUCAUGGACCGGGUGGCCUCCAGGGCCCUGCAGGACAGCUCCUUGCCCAAAAUUACCCCAGCAGGAACCACACUGACACCAGAGUCUGACCCAGAGAAUGUGAAGACGCUGAGCUCUGAAGUCCAGCGCCUGCAGGACAGCAUCCUCCCUCCCCUCAGCGCGGAGAGUGAAGCCAACCGCGUGUUCAAAGCCAGUCCUCGAGCCUGGCAGGUGAAGAGCUCCUCUGUGCCCACCCCACCCCCCAUCCAGAUCGGCAGCCUGGUGACCCAGGAGGCCCCCACUCAGGACAGCCUGGUCAGCCCCAGCAGCCAGAUCACCUCUUCCCCCGACAGCAGCGAGAAUCUGUCGGAGAUCCCCUUGUCCUCCAAAGAGAGGAAGGAGAUCCUGACCGGCACCAAGUGCAUCUCGGUGAAGGCUGCGCGGCGGCGCUCGCGGGCUUUGGGCAGCGAGGGGCGCCACCUGCUGCCACCUGCCCGGGAGCGCGGCAGCCUGUCUCCGCACUCGCCCAGCGAGGCUGACGAGCAGCCACCCGGCCCUCUGGCCUGCAAGCGGCCGCCCAGCCCCACCCUGCAGCACGCUGCCAGUGAGGACAACCUGUCUAGCAGCACAGGCGAGGCCCCGUCCCAGGCAGCCGGGCACAGUGGCGACGGCACCGGGCCCUGGAUGCGCAGCCAGAAGAAAAGCCCGGGCAAGAAACGGGAGGAGUCACUGGAGGCCAAGAGGAGGAAGCGGAGGUCCCGGUCCUUUGAGGUCACGGGGCAAGGGCUCUCCCGCCCCAAGACACACCUCCUGGGGCCCCGUCCCAUGGAGAGUGUCUCGGAUCACAGGGUGCCAGUGUGCGGACACCCAGCCCCUGGUACCCGGCAUCUGGGGAAGGUCACGCUGCCUUUGGCCAAGGUCAAACUCCCUCCAAGCCAGAGCACGGGCCCCGGGGACUCCUCACCCCUCACUGUUCACUCCAACCCAGCUGGUAUUUCCCGACGGGCUGCCCGUGGGCCCCGCCUGGCUCACGGCACAAGCACCCACGGCAAAGACGGACGCUUCCGGCAUACCUGAGGGGUCCUGUCUGGAACCGGCCCUCCUGCCCCCAAGCCUGGAUGGGGUGUAGCAGAAAAUGGGAGAUGGAGGCUGGGCAGAUGGGGUCGCCAGUGAGCAGGAGCUCAGGCUCUCAGAAAGCUGGGGCUUCUGAGACCCAGGAAUUAUGAGGGUGUCUGCCCAGCAGCUCCAUGCUUUCAGUGCCACUGGGGAAGGGAGGUAAGCUCAGGAGGCAUGGCCAGGAUGACAGGACUUCCUGACCUCCCAGCCCUGGAUAGAACCCUGUUGCCAAAACCCUGUAGAGACCUGGGGCCGGACUCAGCCUUGGAGAUGGAAGGGGGAAGGGAGCUGUUAGUGGGACGGGGUCCUGAGCCCACAUCCGGGGCAAGGGCAUCUCCGAUGGUUGGGGAAGGAGCCAACAGUCAUUUCGGAAGAGUCUGGUUGGGGCAGAGGAGGGAAUCUGGUUUUGUUACUUGGCGGUGUAACAAUAAAAUCCCAUUUGGGUCUUGA